This is a messenger RNA of Strongylus vulgaris, 453 nucleotides long. The record is from the annotation of a GenBank genome assembly. Lineage: Eukaryota; Metazoa; Nematoda; Chromadorea; Rhabditida; Strongylidae.
GAUGUCGGCAGCGAACUCACUAUAGACUUAUUCUGCUUCGAUCCAGUCAUAGAAACUAAGAUGUUUGUUCAGGUGGAUAGUGCGUUUGUCAGAACUGCCGACUUCACGCAGGGAUUAGAACAUAUGCCCAUCCCAGCGGUCAACUCUGUUGACGAUGAAGAUCCCCCUAAGAUUUACAAAACUGCACAGAGUGGUUGGGGUGUCCGUGCUCUAUGCGAUAUUCCCGCUGGAGCUUUUAUAGCAAAUUAUGUCGGUGCUUUGCUAACAGAUAGUUUGGCGGAUGCGUUGCAAGGAGAGGAUGAAUACUUUGCUGAUCUUGAUUUAAAUGAUGCUGUUGAAAACGAGAAGGCAACUACUCUUGAAAAAUGUGGUUAUCUGGAUAUGGGGAUUGGGAGUUCAGACGAAGAAGAUGAGCCGGCUAAGUCCAGGAAAGACGAUGAUGAUGAUGGACUG